UGAUGGUCAAAAAUAUCAAUCAGAAAUUAAGCUAGGUUCAAAUGAAAGCGAAAGCUGAUUCUUCGAGGUUUUAACUGAUAAGUGUUAAGUAAAUUAUUAUCAUGGAUGAAAAUGAAAGCGAAGACACGAGGGAUCAAAAAACCGAUUCUUCGCAAAUUGUAAAGGGAGAACAAAAAGUAGUGGAACAAUCGACAAUGGUGGCUUCAAGCUCAAACAUAUCAGAGAAUGCGUCCAAUUUAUCUCGAAAUUCCCACUGCGACCGCGUUGAUGAAUUGAGUCGUCAUAAGAUACAGAGGCUGGACUCGGAAGCUCUAAACAGUGAGAGUUCAGCCGAAAAAAGUGUUUCAACAUCUACAGAAUUUCAUUCAGCUACUGAUUCGCAACCAGAACUUAAACCUGAGAUCAAUGCAGAAGUGCUUACAGUUCUAAUACCUGAUUCAGAAAAUAGUUCAGCAGACACUAGUGUGGAACAAAAUCAUACUUCAGUUGAAUUAAAUAUUGAUACGGGUCAAGGUGACGAUGCUGAUGGACGAAGUGAAGAAAAUGGAACCUCUGCUACCAAUGGGGCUGCUGAUAUCGUCAGUGAGAGACCUCGCGAGAGCCCAGAAAGCCCGACUCCGAGUUUUGACGAAAGGUCUGUGACCCCUGGCCCUACGUUGCAGGAAGUGACAGUUUGUACCGAGAGAUGGCACACAACCAUGUGUCGAGCUCCCUCCCCCAGGUACUACACGGGAACAGACGUGGAACCUAAUUUAGUGGAGGAAACUGAGGAGUCCACAGGCGAUGUUGAGUUUAGUGACAAAGUGCCUGACUUGGCCAGGGAUGAAACGGACAGCAUAUGUGUGAUGAGUGACUUUGGGAUAAACGACAGCAGCAGUAGCAGCAGCGAUGGGUCAGACGGGUCGUCAUCCCCCACCUCUAUCUUGACUGGGACUCGGCCUUAUGUGGACAGACUACCUACUGGAUCCCGACGUCUUGGGUAUUGGUCUUCUUCUGAAGAAGGGGAGACUUAUGACGUCAGACAGGCAACUAUUGAUGCUGGAGUGAAUGAGGAAGCUCCCCGCAGGAGCACCACAGAAACUAAUGGGAGACAGGAGUCGACCAGCGAUGCUACUGCUGUCUCGGUUUCUGCGACUGAGGAGACGUUGCCAGCGGAAUCUAGCUAUAACACUGGGACAGUGCCUUUGACAACGAAUGUGCCAAGUAAUACUAUUAAUAGUGCAACAUCUACAGAAGGAAGUGGAAAUGAUGCCGAUGAAACACAAAGCACUCAACCACAAACUACAGAACAAGUGGAUGGAAACCAAGAAUCGGGAGACGAGGAUCUGAGGUUCAUCCGGGGUCGGUUGACGGGACGUCGGAAGCGCAAAAUGUCCACGGUCAAGGAGCCCAACCCGUACAUCACACAGCCCAUUCCGGUCCUAAACUGGCGCUCCUUUAGUCACAUGGAGCGAUUAAGACAUGGUGAAAUGUCGACAGAGAAGUACCAAAGAGAGGUGCAACGUAGCCAGCAUUUCAUUCAGAGAUGGGAUAAAGAGUGCUCGCUGCAUGGUCACAGGGGCUGCGUAAAUGCUUUGAAUUUCAAUGAAUCUGGCACUGUGUUGGUGAGUGCGGGCGAUGACCUCAACGUGAUCUUGUGGGACUGGCUGACAAAAAAGGAGAAGACAAAGUACGAAAGCGGACACCACAGCAACGUCUUCCAGGCGAAGUUUCUACCUCACUGCAAUGACACUAGUGUGGUGUCAUGUGCAAGAGAUGGCCAGAUCAGACACUGCAGUCUAUCAUCCACUGGCACUGCCUACACCACCAAACUAGCACAGCACAAAAUGUCCGCACAUAAGUUGAGUGUAAUGCGUCAGCACCCUUGCCAGCUUCUAACUUGUGGCGAAGACGGCUACGUGUUCAGCCUGGACGUCCGAGUCACCUACUCCAAAAAGCCCCUCCCCGUUCUUACAGUAAAUGACGAAAAAGACAGACCUAUAGAACUGUACGCAAUAGACUGCUGUCCUGCAGACGAAAACAAAUUCCUAGUUUGCGGCCGGAGCCCCAACGUGCUAAUAUACGACAGAAGAAAUCUACAUGGGGGACCCUUGUGCAAAUACAGGCCGAAGCAUAUUUCAGACGACGAUUUCCGAAUGAGCGCGACGUGUGCGGUGUAUAGUAACAGCGGCACAGAAAUUGUAGCCUCGUAUAGCGAUGAGGAUAUUUAUGUGUUUGAUGCUGAUAAACAUCAGAUUGUGUGCUGUGAUGAAAGCUUAGAUGAAUUAACGCCCAGAAGUUCGCAACUGACACAGGAGAAAAGCGAGGAGGGGCAAGGGAAUGAAGAUGGCGACAGGAAAAAAGGCAGAUUGGAAACUACUGUUGACGAACCAAAAAAAUUCUUCGGACAUAGAAAUAGUCAAACAGUGAAGGGCGUGAACUUCUAUGGGCCUGAUAGUGAGUACGUAGUGAGUGGGAGUGACGACGGACACGUUUAUGUAUGGGACAAACACACCACCAACAUUGUACAGUGGAUACAAGCAGACCAAGCUGGCGUGGUGAAUGUGCUUGAGCCUCACCCGACUCUUCCCCUGAUGGCCACUUCAGGACUGGACCACUGUGUGAAAAUAUGGGCACCUAACAGACAUAGACAGCAGUCCAGUCUAGUCGGACUAGCUAGUACGAUGGCACAGAACAAGAAGAUGAGAGAGAGUGACCCAAAUAGGGAGGGAGUGUUCGACGCCAGAAUGCUAAUGCUUCUCAUGCAGUCACUAUCGAGCUCAGAGCGUCGUAGAAUGCGACUAGAUGAUUCAGAGGACGAGGAUGAAGAUGAGGAAGACGAAGAAGAAGAUCAGGGAACCGGCCAACGGGAGGGAUCUGCUGCUGUCGGAUGUCGCACCUCGUGACGCCUUUUCCAAAUUAAAUGAUUUCCGAGCCCAAUUUCCAAUCACAAAAAGAACUAUAUGUUCUGAUGCAAUAUUUUGGCUCAGAUUUCGACCGCACAUAAACUGCUUUCUUGUGGUUCUGAUAGCGAAACCUCUUCUGAAAAAUCAAAUAAGUGAACAUGCUACAUAGUCGUUCCGAUGUUAUUUGGCAACACUGGUGAAACCUUCCGACUUCGAAUGCUCAGAAAAAUGUGAACUGAAUGUGACUCAUUGUUGAAAACUAAUAAAAGGAGAGAAGCUUAAAAGAUUUGUUUUGUUAUAUAGAAGCCUAUUAUUGGUAUUAGAUUACUGAAAACAAUUACGUAACUAUGAGAUUAGAAAUGUUCCAGUCUAAUUUUCAAUAUAUCAUUAAAAUUUGCAGACAAAUUCUUUUCCUUUAUCAAUUCCGCGGAUAGAUUUAAGCGUGGGACUGUUCAGCAUGUGCAUGGUUAAUUAGUGAUGGUUGUAAAUUUUGAAGGCGGAAAACAAACCUCCAAACUUGUGUUUUCGAUGUUUUGAAUAUUUAAUCAAACAGCUGUUAAAGACAAAAAGCGACAAGAGGCCGGAACUAGUGAAACUACAUGGUAUAAAUGGCCUUAGAAGAAGAUGAAGAAACAGGUCUUCCAAUAGUUGCAGAAAGGUGUGUGAAGAAAGAAGUGAAAUUCGAGGACCCCGUGAGAGUUUUUGUC
This is a messenger RNA of Symsagittifera roscoffensis, 3592 nucleotides long. Its product is annotated as DDB1- and CUL4-associated factor 8-like. Lineage: Eukaryota; Metazoa; Xenacoelomorpha; Acoela; Convolutidae. Bases 102 to 2885 code for a protein of 927 amino acids. The transcript is spliced from 11 exons. Gene Ontology annotation, cellular component: cytoplasm; Cul4-RING E3 ubiquitin ligase complex. The record is from RefSeq and is a predicted model, not a curated record. Gene Ontology annotation, molecular function: protein binding.